UUGUGCAAGGUUACGGAAGGUGCAGGAGCUGUUAAGGUGCGAUAAAAAUCAACUUUCCAAGAUAGAUGGCAUCCUCUGUAUACUUGGUAAGAGUGCAAAUUUUCUGAAACAAAUAUUUUUCAGUAGCCACCCAUAGGUGUAUUGUUAGGCCAUGCAAGUAACUUUGCUGUGCCAUAUAAAUUAUAUGUAGUGUACAUGUAAUGGUGACUGAAAUUAAAAUUUAAAAUUUAAAUAAUUUGUGUCAUUUCACUGUGGUAUAAAACAUUUCUAGAGAUGACUUUGUGUGCUGCUAGUGGUGACUCCACUGGUUGGCUGUCCCAUCUGAAUGUUUUUGAGGUGCAUUUUUGACCCCUGGCCAUAGUAAUUGUGUUGUAUCUUAGGCAUGUCAUCAUAUUGUCACACACAAAUAGUCAUGGGUAUGAUUACACACCAGCAAACUGGAUGGAAAACCUAACCAAUUUGGGAAACUUUUAAUUCCAUUCAAGAGGGGUAGCAUAUACAAGAUGCUUCCAGGAAAGUUUUCACUAGUAAAAAAGUCAGGCCAAAGCCUAUUGCUCCAAAGAUCUGAUUGUUAAUUUUGCUGCUACGCAUUUCCUUGUUAAUUAGUUAUGAGAAAUUGGUAUUUGAUCAGGAUUACAACUUUUACCUGAUAAGUCUCAGUGUUUUGUAUUCCUGUUUGCCAAAUGAUGUAUGAUAAAAACAGCCAUUCAUUUUUCUUGAUCUAAUAAGAAGGUGAAUAUGUUAAUUUAGGCUCUGUUUUAAGAAAGGACAACUGACGGGCAAGUCUGUUUUAGGCUGUUCUAGCACUUGAUUAAAAAUGUGCAUAUAUCAACAUCUGACAAGUUGUUUGUGUAAAAAUUAACUACCAAUAUUUUUAUUGAGCCUUUAGCUGCCCCUUUGCACAUGUUUGAUAAUUUGUUAUAAACAAAUGAUAUUAUCUUCCUUUUUGCUUAUACAGGUAUUGAUAGCAGGUAAGAUACCUGUACUUCUCUCAUUACCAUAUUUUCAUGUUUGAUGUUGUUAUGGUUUCUUUAAUUAUUUGUGAAAAAAUAUAUUAAAAUUAUGCUGUUUAAACUUACGAGCAUUAAAUUAUUAUUUUUAUUAUUAUUAUAAAUAAAUCUUGAACAAAGUUAAAACCUUUUGAUCACCAGUAAUUAUUUAAUGACAAUUAAUGGGACUGUUUUAGGUACAAUGGUGGAACUAAAAACCUUCUCAACUACUUACUCUUUGGCUUUUGUAAACUCGCACCAAUGGAUUUUAGGUAAGAAAAAGAAUGGUGAGAGUAAACCACAGAUGUGAAAUGCAGUCACCUCUGAACUUUUCAAGCAGGCAUUCACACAAAACAUAUCCAUAGGCCACACUGAAGUGAGAAAAUUUCUUAUCAAAUGGUAUGACAUUACUGUUGCUUUAAGUAUGUGGAAACAUGUAUUCUGGUGCAAGUUCUUGGUCUCAUUUCUUUGUGUCAAAACAAUCAUUCCCUUUCUGACCCAGUCAAUUAUAUAAAAAUACAUCUGAGAAUAAUACUAAUUUACAAUUGUGAUGUUUAUUAUUACAGUGGAAGUAAAAUUACAGAAGAGGAGCUAGAAGGUAAUUGUAUUUCCAAUGCAUAUUUGUACUGCAACAUUGUUAUUCUUGAUUAUAACCAUCAUGUUAAAAUUUGUUUUCAUUUUAUUGGUACAGUUGUGCUGUUUUAUAAUUUUUCCUGAGGUUUUUAUGGUCAGGUGUUUAGAGGUAAUGAGGAUGGACACAGUUUAUCCUAAAGAGGGAGAGUUGUAACAAGCAAUGUUCUACAGUUUUUUUGUUUUAGAAGAAUUUCUUAAAACCCAUAUUUGUUACUUAUAAUGAAUACACUGAUGCAGUAUGAACUUCUAGCUAAAAAUGUCUUUUUGAUGUUAUAUGUUUGUUGGCAGACAUUCUGGUUGUUGUGAAGGCAGAAAGUGUUCAUGUGUACUGUAAUCCAAUCAACUAUCCUCUGCUGCUGCCACACAUUGCACAUUGGAGGAAUCUACGUGUCCACUGCCUUGACAAGGAACUGGUACUGUGUGUGUUUGUGUUAAUAAUAGUAAUAAUAAUAAUAAUAAUAAUAAUAAUAAUAAUAAUAAUAACAAUAAUCUCUAUUUGAAAUGCAAAAUAAUGGAUCAGAUAGACUAAAAAGACUAUCUGGUAUUAACCCAUGUGCAUAUAUAUAGUAUAAAAUCUGUAUAUAAUAAAAUUAUAAUAAAUUCAUAAAAAAGGACUAAAAAUAUCAUGAUACAAAAUAGUAAAAAUAAGAAUUUACAAGAAUAAAUAAAUUAUAACAUAGUCCUUAUUAGUAUCUAUAACAUAUUUUCUAUGAACAUUGUAUUAAUUAAAAAAAUAAUAAUUCAACUAAUCAGUUAAGCCAAAGAGCAUUUAUGUUGAUUGUGAUUCUCUUGUAAUAAAAAUUCAGAGUUUACUUUUAAAGGUGCUGAGAUUUGUUAUAGUUCUGAUAUCACUUGGUAGAGAGUUCCAGUCUCUUACAGCAGCAAAUUCAAAAGUUUUUCCACCAAAACCCGACUUAGCAUUAAGAACAUUCAGUAAAGAGUCAUCUCUCAAAGAGUGAGAGCGAAUACUCUAACGUUUUAUAGGUUUGUCUUGGAAUUGCUUUGGACAAUUAAUAUCAUUCACUAUUUUAAAUGUAUUUUUUAAAUAUUGUGACUUGAUUUGCCAAAUAUCCAUUCAGACCUGGCUCUGUAGCAUCCUCAUACAGUGAGUGAACCUUCAUGAAAAACAACAUACAUGUAACUUGUAGCCCUGGGUAGACUAGAUUAAUUUUAUUAACUAGUUGGUAAAAUAAGACAAAGAGUGCUACAUCUUGAUUUUAAUUUUUCUGUCUUUGAUGACAAUUUGCAUUUAGUAUAUAGAUAAUGAAGAGAAGGCUGAAGAAUUCAAGAUUCUAAGUUUCAUAUCCAUGGUAGAGGGGUGUGAUUGUCUUGGUAUACCAUAUGGAGGUAUGUAGGAUUGCCAUUUCUACAGUACCGCUUGUGUACACUCUAACCAAAAAACAAGAAUAAAACGCACCAAAAAUUGCAUGCAAUUGGAAAUGAAAAAAAAUUGUGCACAUCAGAAAAUUGCACAUGCACACAUGGCUGAAUACAUCUGCCUCAUCAGGUAUGUAUGAGGUAGUCCUUUUGUUUGAUAUUGUUGUUGGCAGUUUAUUGUUUUAAAGAAUAGGUUAGGAUGUAAUAGCACUAAAUUACAACAUGGCUACUGAGGACAAACAAACUUGUAGCUAUUCAUUGUUUCAUUAUACAUAGAUAAAUGUUUUUUUGGGUAGUUUAUGAUGACUGCAAUUGUUUUGUCAGCUUGUGUUUUCUAUUGAACAUGCAUGUUGUGUACUGGAUGAAGUGUAAAUAUUUACCAUAAAAGCUACUGGAUCUUGAACUUUUUAGAUUAUGUAAGAAGUGACAUUAUAAUGGAGAACUACUCAAAUGUGGCUGUUAAUUUCCAACUGUUUUGCACUGAGUAUCCAGACUGUGAAAGAAAUACAAGUCUCUUGGAGAAAACCAGUAUGUUAGCCUAAAAACUGACAUCCCUGUAAGUGGUAAGCUAACAAUAUGUUGUUAUUUAUUAGUACCCACCCCUGGUGAUCAGCAGCCUUGUUUUGACCCAUUUGUGUUGGAAAAAUGGCCCCUAAUUCAAGCAUUUGCACUGGAGGGUUUUGGCAGGUAACAUAUACCUUUCUCACCUGAUAACUUUUUGCUUCCACAGUCUACUGUAUUAAUCACUUUUAAUAAAUUUUUGCUUGUAACAAAACUGUGCUCUGCUUGUUUUUGUUUCCCUUGUUUUUAUGUAGUCUAUUGUCAUGUCUUUAAGGAGAGUGUUAUUUGUAUGAUGCAAUAAUCAUUAAUUUAUUAUCUUUUUGCCUCUGCAGUGGGGGAUUUUUCACUAUGAAGCACAGGGUAAGAGGAAAUUUUUUAAUCUUGGCUGAUUACAAAUGCAUCUAUUAUUCUGGUUGACAGUAAGUUUUUACAAUAACUCUACCUUGCAAAGGUAAGACUGAUUAGUGUGGCUUUUGGAGUUAAUCGCAGUUUUGGAAACAUAAAAUGAUCAGAUAUGGCAUCCUUCUUAGAGGGACUAAUACUUUCCUCUUUAACCCCCCUCCCCUCCCUAUCUGGUCAGUGUUGUGCCCCAUUAUACCCCUUGAUAAAGAAGAGCCUUGUGGUGGUAAGAUGUUGUCGAGGACAUGGCUGUCCACAUCAUUUGUGAUAAAAGAAUCUUUAAUGAUUACUGUAUUUAUCAAUGGUUAGGUCAGUGAUGUCACUCAAGAACUGGACCAGAUUUAUGGCUUGGUGGACCCUGUGGCUGUAGAAACCCUUAUCACAGAGGUAACUAAAAUUAAUGGCUAAUUAAGUAAUUUAGGAAUCACUGUUUGAUUGAGUGUUGCACAAUACAUACAAAAAAAAGCAUCUCAAUGGCUAACCUAAGAAGUUGAAUUUAGGGAAAGAAAACUGCAUGAAGUGUGGGAAAAAGCAAGUGACCAACUUUGAUUGGUUUUAGUCUCGAAUGUGGUUGGUUGUAACAGUGGCACACAUUUUCUGGACAAAUCAAAGAGCAAAGUAAGGCAAAACCAAAGCAAUUGCAGAUUACUCUGGACACUCAAUUGAAAAUUGUUGUAAGAAUUAAACAGGGUACAUUUUAAUUCAGUAGUCGCCAUUUUAAAUCUCUCUAGGGUUAUAAUUCCAUCCUGAACAUAUUGAAAUUAGUUUUAGAAUUAAAUUUAGUCACUAACAAAGGUGUACUAUAUUUUCUUUCCCUGCUUUCCUCCAGACUCUUCCUUUGUUUGAACGUCAUUGUAAAUCCAUUCUUUCAAAUGUGGAUGCAGAGAGGUGAGUGUAACAUAGUGUUAAUGUGUCAUACCAGCUAACAGUCUCUGUGAGAACCAUGGUAGGAGGGAAGGAGGGAGAACAAUGACUACCCACUGUACUGUAAUUGUUACAAUUGUAAUUGGAUGGUCCUGGAAGGCAUUUAUACGUUAUAAUCCCAACUUUCCUUCAAAGUGUCACACAACUAGCUUUUUACUGUAUUUUGGUUAACUUUUCCACAAGAUUCAGUUUGGUUCCUGUUUUGAUCCCUUGUAUUCAUGAAAGUUGGAGUUGAUUCUUGGUGAUUCAAAUGUGCCAUCUAAAUAUCUUAAACAGGUUUUCGUUAAGGACGAAAUCUCUUUAUUUCUUGCAGCCCAACUGAGCUUCUUAAAGUAACAGAGAGAAGUUUGAGCGAGGUUAGUUGCACACCUGGCCUAGAAGGAACUAUGGUGAAUAUUUUCCUCAUUGUGUGAUUGUUUGGUGACAAGGACACAUGCUAAAAUACUUUUAAAAAUGACACUAGCUGGGUGCAAAUUUGUGUUACUUACUCAGUUGUGGUGUUUAAGCUGUUAUUUGUUAAAUAUGCAUCGUAGUCAUGAUAUGAUUUGUAUCAGCCACUUUCCCUUUCUCAGCUGAAGAUCAAGGAAAGAGUAACACCUGUUUAUAUAUGGGAAGCUUAGGUAUGACAUGGUCAAUUUUGAGAAACUUCCUUGCCAUCAUUGUGUUUUUAUUCUUGAAGCCCAUUGUGAGUUACUUUACUCAUGGACACAUUGUCGACAGGAGCACUGCUAAGAGGUAAUACUCUAGUUUGGACAAGAACUAAAUGUCUUUAUUUAAAAAAGUACACAGCUUCUGUAGAGAGAGAUUUACACAAAGGUUUCAAGAAAGACUGAUUUUGAAUUAUAAAUGCUCAAUAUACAUGAGGCCUGUAGUUGAGGUCAUAUUGUAGAAGUUGCACUUGACCUCUUGAUAAGUAUCUAGCGAUGUGUUCUGAUGAUGAGUUAACGUAGCAAUAAAAGUAAAACAGAAUCAACUGCCUGAAAGAAAUCUAUUGAUUUACUUAUUGACUGAUUGAUUUGUUCUCCUUGCAGUUCCCCAGAAGAUUCUCAACCUUUUGUUCUCCUGGGAGCCCACUCCACAAGAAAAAAUAUACACAGUUGCGAAAAAACCACUUCUAAUAAUAACACUGCAAUUGGAAAUAGUGGCAUUAAUGGUGCUCCUGCUAAACAUAUGGUGAGAUGUCAGAAAAUUUUUAUCUAAGGACAAUACCCUUGUUUACAAAUGCAACAUUUAGUUGGACAGGCUAGUCAAGUAGGCUGAACUAAUGCUUUCAAUCCAAAAUAGUAGACACACAACCUAAACUACAACAAUAACUUUCAGCCUUAAACAAUUUUUCAAAGGUCUCUUUUGCUGUGGAACCUAAAGGAAGAAUAACUUGUGCAAGAACAUAUUUUCUACAAACUGAAUGUGCACUAUGUUCAGUGAGUGAUGCAGCAAAGAAUGAGUCAGUUAUGCAUAAUAAGGACUUGAGGUAUGUAACAUUGGCUAUUAACAGCAAAGCCUAAUAAACAGUAGUAAGUCAUUUUAGACUUUGCACAUGCCUCUACAAUAUAUGUGGAAGGACUUGAACACUUGUCUUCUUUAUUUAAAUUCAGGUUGCUAAUGGAACUUUAUCUUCUGUCAAUUAAUGCUGUGUUGGAAGGAGUCAAGACAUUUUCACAAACAUUUAAUGAAAGAAAGGUAAAUAACACAAUGGGCAACUGAAACCUUAUAGGAAAUGAAGUGUUUUUGAUCUUUGCUUUUACUUUCCCUCACCUCUUUUAAGAGUUUUUCAAGUGUUCUGUCAGAGCUCAAGCAAGGUUUGGAAGAAAGACAUAUUGAAGUGAAAUCUUCCUUUUUAUCCAACAAUGUGAAGUUUUCUGUGGAAGCUUGUGAUUUUUAUGGGAGGUACAUAUUACUUUCUGCUAUUGAAUUGUUUACUGUCAAGAAAUUAAACUUGCACAUUUAAAUACAUUUUGUAAAGUUUGUUAAUUAUUAUUAAUAUUAAUUCUAUUAUCUUUCAUUUCUAGGAGUGUUGAUUUACAUGAGGAUAUACCAAUCUCUGGUAUUAAAAAAGUAAGCUUUUAAUAUUAAGAUAUUUAAAACUGACUGUUUACAUUUAAUUCGUAGAGUUUUAUUGUUAUUCCUUGAUACUGUGUACACUGUAUGCAUUGAUAACAUUGAUCUUCUGAAAAUUUUUUUGUUUUUGCCUUCCCAAUGUCUUCACUUUUCAAAUUGUUUUUGCUUUGUUGUGUGUUGUUUCAGGCAUGUCUGUAUUUGUAUGACAUACCAAGUAUAGAGCACCCUGGGCAGAUCUUGGGUUCUGUGGUGUUUGGUGAAUCUUUCCUUGACUCUGCCAUAAGGACACUUGUCCCAGGUACACAGUGGAUGUUUGCUUAACCCAAAUCAGUUCUCAUAAUGCUUAAAUCAAGUAGUUAGAGCGUGCUUGGUAUUAUGUAAGAGAAUCACAGAGCAAUUGAAACAUGAAGUGAAUGUUUGGCAUGAUUUCCUUUUUUUCCAGGUGGGUCACACUUAUGGGACACCUCGUUUGUUUUCCUGACAGAAAACAUCCCCAGAUUUGUUACAUGGCAGGUAUAAUAAGAUAUUAAGUUUUUCUGUGUUUUAAACAGGCCAUUGCCAUAGUAUUAUGAUUAUUCUCUUCUCUUGAGACGACGAGUGGCCAAAAAAGUAUUGUAAUAUGCUUUCUAUUCUCCCAGGGGUAUGGCAAAGACAGACAGAUUUCUGAGGAGAUUGAGUCAUUUGCCAAGGUGACUUUGACCAGCAUGACUUUUAAAUGUUUACUUAAAAUAAAGCAUUUUGACACAAGAAAAUGCAUAUCUCAAUAACUGAAGAUGAUUACAUGGGUUAGUAUACUUGAUUUCUGUUGUUUCAUUGUUAACUCAAAAUAAUUAGAAACACAUCUUACACAUCCUGUUUAUUAUUUUCUCUGUUUACAGUCAAAAGCUGAUAGCAAUGUUUUAGGAAAACAGUUACUGUGCGGUAACCAAGUUUUUAUUUCAAGUUUGGUGAACAGUUGGGAAACAGGUUAAUUCAGAUUCUUUUCUUAUAUAUGUAUAAUUAUGAAGUCUUGUGUUUUCUUUUGGGAAAGGGAUGUUUGACUUUUGACCCUUGAUUUCUGAUUGAGAUCCAGGGUACAUACUUCCUUUUCAACAAGGGACUUACAGGAUUUAUUGAAAAUAAAAUCACUCUCUUUAUUUCCAUGACAAGUGAGAUGCUUUUGAAGGGGCUACUUUGAAUGUAAUUGACCUUAAAUUAAAUUAAGAUUAUGAAUUCUACUCGGAUAUACAUGUAUAAAAUAAAUACAAAGGAUAUCAACGCCUGUGCUGUUGAUUUCCAGGUUCGCUGUUUAUCUAUGAGCAAGGCUUUGUGUUUGUUCAUCCCAGAACUGGUUCCAUUGUGCUACAAACGUCCAAGAUAUCUAAACUUCAGUUUUAUGACAAGGUAUGGUUUUAAAUGAACGUUCCUUUGGUUGCCUCUUUUGAUUUGUAGUUAUUUAUACCACUGCUAACUCAGAAAAGUGACUUGUGAGUGAGGAAUUCUAAUAUAUGUGUUUACUUCUUUGCGGUAGGACACGUCCUGUGCUCUCCUGAUCAUUUCAUAUCAUCCCAGUUCAAAGGAAAGUCUACCCUAUUACCUUUCAGUCAAACAGAGUCACGUGCUGUUGGCUCUCACGCCUCGUUCCAGAAUUUACAGACAAUUUUACUCUGAUGUGAUCCGCCUGUGGAAGGAAGGGCAGCUGCCAAACUUUCCACAAUUUGAAACUGUUGACGGUAAGAUAGAGAGAUUUCCCUCUGAAGCUUGGUAAAGAGGUUUUACUCAGGCUUACUCCAAUAAUCAUAGGCUUUCUCACUCUCCGAGAUAAGUUUCUUUUCAUUUUCCUAUUUGGGCAUUGAGUAGUUAGAGGUUUAACUCAUCUUUUUCUUUUUCAUUUUUUUUUCACGCGCUUUCAGAUUUGCCGUACGAUUUAAAAGAACAGUGAGUAUGAAUUUUUUGAGAAUUGCAUGUAUCCUUUCAUUUUGAUGUGUAUGUUUUGGUUCAAUUUUAUCAUUAGUUCAAAUUUUAUUUUCCUUUGUUUCAAUCUCAUUAUCAUACAUUACAAUACCCAAUAACAAAAGAAAAUAAAAUUUGAACCAAAGAUAAAUUUGAACCACAACAUGUACAUGUGACAUGAGUGAUUGUUCAAUUCUUUUAGGCACGUGAAUUUGCAACAUUUGUUAAAGCUUUCAAGAGGAUCGAAUAUACAGGAUCUAUCUACAGCUGAAGUACUGCUAACAAAUUUAAAAGGGUGAGGAUAAUUCUUGUACAAGUUGCUUGAUGUGAUGCACCGUACUAAACACUGGUGUGAUGUAUCACGUACAAUUACUUUAUUCUUCUCGUUUUAUUUCAGUUUCCUGUGUCAUUGCUCCGUGAGCAGUUCGUUUGGUAACACGCCUGUUAUGUGUGAUGGUUUACCUGUGAUUCUAGGAAAUAAGCGCGUAGAACAAGGGAGGCAGUCAAGGGAUUUUGAGGUAAAGGAAAGUUGGUUGUUAUUUGAGAUCCCCUGGACUUGUACGUGUAGGAUCCCAGUUGUAAUGGUUAUGAUUUAUACGGGACACGAUAUACAGGCAUUCAGUGUUAAAAAGGCUGAAGAUUUAACACUACAAAAGUAAAUUCAAGAUGAAUUACUAUAUCCUCUUCGUUUCAUUGAUUCACUUUAAUUCAGCUGCGUUGUUUGUUGUUUUUCAGUUAUUAUUAACCAUCCUAACUGGUGUCCCUGGUAGCAGUAAAGAGUCUCUGUGUUUAGCUCUUGUAGCACUUGCCAAGGAAAACAGCAAGUAUGUUAAAUGUUUAUAAUCUGUUUAUGAGGGCCUGUAUGUUAUUUAUAUUGAUCAUGAACACGGUUCUUAUUUUAUGACAGGUGGAUAAUCUUACAGAGGCCAGCCAGUAAUUCAGAUACUUUUGACCCUAAAGGUGUGUUGUCUAGUAUCUUAAGCCAGGCUUGGUGUUGUCAGUCUAGAUAUUUUUGGUCGGUAAUUUUUCACUCUCGAUACGGAACUAACAGUUUCUGAGGAACAAACGGAAAGAAAGUCAUCUUUUGACGAAUAUGGAGAGAAAUGGCCUCGCCUCGUUCUUAUAAUUAGAGAGUACAAUGAUUUCGAGUUUUAAUUACAAUAUUAGAGUAAGACUUCAGAGUGCGAUUUCAGAGUAGUUUGUAAGGGAACCUAGACCCUUGUUCUGCAUGGACGUGUAUAUCCGGGACCUAUCCUUUUUCCGCGAAAAAGAAGAGGAGGGUGGGGUGAGUAAGAGAGCACAGCGUUAUUGUUUCGAAUUGAAAUUGCCUUAUUGCGUUAACUUUAUUUCUCUUCGUUAGGAUUUUAGCCCUGGUCCUUCAUCAGGAAACUUUUUUCUCUCAAUUUUGUCUUCUUUUAUUGUUUCAGUUUUACAAGAAUCACUGACCACAACUUUGUCAAGUCAGCGACGCCUGCAUGCCAGGCUCUCAGCCAUCGGUAGACGACUGCGAGUAAUUGUGGUCACACCAGGGUAAGGCGCUCCGAGUAAUACCGUGAAGUUAUUGGGGGGGGGAAGUAGUGUUGAGUUUGUCAGAGAAUAAUGAGCUCUUUCGAUUGUUUGUAAGGUUUACUGAUGUAGCAGAGGUUAUUCAAGCCAUAAGGACUCACCCUGAUGCUGAGAUGUCCAAGUGUGUCAAGAUUGGCGCUGUCACAUGCUGUGUAGACCCGCUUAAUACCUUUAUGGAGCACAGGUGAGAAAAUCCAUGAUACAGAUAUCGUCUGAGUGAUAUUCUUUCCUAACUUGAAAAACAUUCAUGGAAAGUCUUUUGUUUGUUUGUUUGUUUUUUCAAUAGACUGACAUUGCCUAUGCUACUGGAACAGUGCGCUCAAGGUUUGUGACAAACAAAUUCAGUUCUUACGAUGUGCAUGUAUUGUUCUGAGUGUAGAGACUCUAUCAACACAUGUCGCAAUUGAAGAUGACCGGAUGAAAGAAGCUCUCUUUGUUAGCUCGAGCGUCGGACAACAGGCUUUUUCCACACAUGUACAUUAAAGGGAAUUACUGAAUUGACUCAUAUCUACGGGUCCAACUAAGUUUUUGUUCCAUUUUUUACAAGAACGCCAGUAUGUGUUAAAAUUUUCUUGUACUAUUUUCUUAUUUGAACAGGCUGGGUUAACAAUGUUGUGUUUACAAGCUGUUUGGAGCCUCAGGUAAAAUUUCCCUCAGAACCUCUACGUCUUUUGAAACAUUUAACGCAACCGAUCUUAUUUAUGCUAAGUUCGUAGUCUAUAUUACAAAUUUGUCUUUCUCUAGAAUGAGCAGCUCAGCUUUGUCCAGAAACUGGUGCGAGCUUGUAACCCGGAUGUGGCUUUUAUUCUCGCUAAAGGAGGGGAAGUUACAAGGUAGCCUAUAGCUUUCCUGCUUAUUUGUGAAGAAAGAGCUCUUACAGCUCUGUGCUACAUGCCAGUUUGAACGCAGCUGAUAGUGUUUGUGGUAUGCUUAUAGGACACCUGAUGUUGAGUUAAUUCUGUCAGACAGUGCAUUUGACGAGGACAGGAUGGUACAGAAGAGAGAGCUAAUGUGUCCCGGCUGGUAAGUUACUUAAGAUAGCGACAACCAACUUACGGUUCGAGGGCUGUUUCCUUUCUCUUUCCUGUUGCUUUUUUUUUCCUUUAUCAGUAGUGCAAUUGUUACUCGCUUUUUGCUGUUUACUACUGUAUGGCCGCUUCUUGUGCAUGUUUGAUCGACAAUCUAAGAUCAAAGAACUCCAAAGUGAAAGACAUUUAGCUUUUUCAGACAUAUAGUUGGAUCAAGACAUUGGCAAAGAUUACAGGUUUAUAACUUAGAAAAUGGAUCAAAACCUUCAAGUCGAAAAUAUCAAUUAUUGUACAGAUAUCAACUUUAGCUUCUUUUUAUCCUAAAGGUCUUUGGGUUUGUUUUCAACUGGAAUCACAGAACCGCAAAUUAAUGAGGUAUUUUUUAAGACAGUUACGCGUUGACAAAUCACAAUGCACUUGUUGGAAUUAAAUGAUUUUAUGAUCAGUAACGUUUCACAGUGCAUGUGAAAAAACACAUUCCGUAGUGUGCUUAUAGAUGAGAUCGAGGAGUGUCUGCUGUAAUCAGACUUUAGAUAUCAGCAAAGCUAACCUCGGUGCGCGAUCUGACGUUAAAGUGAAUAGAUCAUGGUGGACAUAUUUAACUUAGCUGAGGGAAAUUUUGAUCUUUUAUUAAUAGAUUGGUGUGGCAUUCUAUGGACCACUAAGCAGGCAGAGAUUUGUUUCGAACCUUAAAGGUGGGACAUUUUAGCAAAGUUAAUUCAGUCAAUUUGUUUUUCAACUAAUAAUUACCUUAAUGAAUCAUUGAGCAGUCCAUGAAGUUCACUGCUUCUUUUUAUAGCGCUCCAUGGACCCAUAUCAUCUAAGGAGAUACAUUCAACAGGUUGGUUCAGUCUCUUGGGUGGUUUACUUUGUUCUCUUGCUGCCCUGCAGCUUAUUAGUCUAAUAUCACUAUUAUUUUAUCUUUUCCAUCAUAGGGGCAAUUCACAGCCUACAAGGGCAUGCCUGUUUCUCAGGUAACAGAGCCAAUGCAUUCUUUCUCUUUGAACAUUGAAUCAGUGUAACGAUACAAAAACUUUUGUCUUGCCUCAUCACGCUCUCUCAAUUUUUUUUGUUUCUGCCAAAAGAAGAUCCUGAUAAAAAGGUACACAUUCACUGGUCCCGUCUGAAUGGAUUGCUAAAAAUGAGCCCCGUAGACAGUUCUGCUGUUCCGCGACCUCCUUCAGCAAAGGCCCAACAAAAUGGCACUGUGGAGGGAAUCCACGAGUACUUUAUUGUUUUCACUGGAUUUAGUCUUCAAGAACAGGCUUUAAAGGACUGGCUCAAAACCUGUUGUAAACCGGUAUGUUAACUAUCGCAGUACAACUAUGAUGCCUGCAAACUUGUUUGUGAAAAUCUAGCUGCCCUACUCAUGAACACAACGUGCGCAAAACUGUGACCUUCAGUAAAAAAAAGUUGGAAUGUGAUUUUUUUUUUUUUGGUGUUCAUUGCAUUGUCAGUGAAAUUUAAGACAGGUUUCUGUCUAUUUUGGGUCAAAGAUUAACAUAAACUGUGUGGAAGUAGGCGGGAUCAAAUCGCGUCGAAAGUUCGGUGGAGAACUCCCUGUUACACUUCCAAGUGUAUUGUCGAGUAAACUUUUGGAAAGAAAUGUGUGUUUUAAGACUGAUGAAGCUUUCUCUGUUAGUUUUCUUUUCAACCAAUCUCCUUUAUAACGUCAGACCAGACCGACUGGCUGUGAUAGACACUCCAUUUUCAUAGCCAGUGUAGGUUAUCGCCCGUAGUCUUCAUUUACAGAUCAAAACAUGUUGGUUGUAGGCACCAGGGAAACAGAAGUUAAAAACGCGCGAGGAUCUGUCAGAGAAAGAAAUAGCCAACGUUGGGGUAAGUACGGUGAUGAGGCCACGGUCAAUCCAAGUGUUUGGUAAUAGCAUAGAAAAUUCCUUGUUCCUUCUCCAAACCACAGAUUUUCAGCAUGACUCAACCGCGUGAAAGAGUGCGGUGCAUCUGUUAUUACGAUUCUUUUCAGACCACACCCUAUAGCGUUGGUCAGUUACUGUAACAUACAGCCAUUAUAUGGAGCCAUUAAACGUUGAGUACAGAAUGCGGCACUGAAUAGUGUACCAAUAUAGGAACUUCGGUUGAAAAAGUUUAUUUUCUCGUCAUAAAACUCUUUUAUCUGUAUUUCCUGCGUUCUGGAGUGUCGUGAUAUAUAAAUAGCAGCUAUUGUGAGAUGAUUAGCUUUGUUGAUUUGCAUUCAUUACUUAAAAAUCACUGUUGUUUCAUGCUUAGUCCAAGCACAAGUUUGAUCCACUGCCUCCAGGCUGGUUUUACAAUGGCCUACAUUACGUCAGUCUUACUGGAGACAAGGAUUACAAUCAUCCACGUAUCCUUUAAUGUUGCAAUGUAAACCCACUUGUGUAUAGGAAUAGCUGCUAGUCAACAACUACUACUGAGUUUUAAUGCUUGGAAGCUUUAUCGUGACAGAGUGACCUUGAAAUGUUUUAUUUUUCUUAGAGAGAAUAUAGAUUUCUUACACAUUGCUAGAAAAAAGGUCUUGUGUGACAAAGCAACAAACGUGUUGAGCAGAGAAAACUCAAGGUUAUUCCUUAACUCACCCUUAGUUUUGGGAACAUUCAUAGACCGUUACUUGUUAGAUAUAAACGAAGAAAUCACGAGACAGAACUCUCAGUCAGAUGGCCAUCCUCCUGUUGAUAUAUUUUCCAAGCAAAAGGGCAGCUGUUGAUUUACCAAGUGUGUUGGUUCUGAACUGAAAUGAUCUGUUGACGAUUUAAUUGCACAUGGCUGUUACCGAUAGUUUACUAUUUCAGUGACUGUUUUGAAAUAUAUUUAUUUAGUUUAAGACGUAUUUAUAUUACCGUUCGGAUAUUCUUAAUCGGUUCUCGAUAAAAGUUCUAAAAACCUUUUUAAAAAAAUGAAAAAAGAUAGGAGAAGAUUAACCAAAGAAACAAAAUCUCUGAGGGACGCCGACGUGUGAACAGACAAAUAAAUGAGUAACAUUGACAUAAACACUUAUAACACAGUUAUAAGUGUUUAUUUUAAUGCUUUGAAUCUUGAGAUUCAUUUUCUUCACCACCCCCCCCCCAAACCGGUUUUAAGGAGUGAGCACGCUUGAUACAAUGUAGGAGUAUUUUGAUAUCUAUCUAAAGUAUUUUUGCCAUUCUGUACGAAUUAUCCUGCUGACGUUGACGUCUCUUAUAAGCAGGCUUAAGUUGUGAAGUGUGAACAUUGCAAUAUUUCUUUGGUAUUCAUUAAAUAAUUAUUUUGACCAUGUGGCAAAUGGUGUUGUGAGUUGUGAAUGGCUUGCAGUGCAGUAACAUUCAAUUAGUUGAUGUAUGAUUGGUCAAAAAAUAUGAUGCUACUUUCUCUAUUAAUCAAACGGAAAACUAAAUCGCGACUUGGCUCAGCACCAGCGUUUUCCCGCUUAAGGUUGCUUUCUUCGUUUCCUCUGAUUUUUCACUGGCUUCUUUUGAAAUUGUUCUUUCUUGAUUAGCCGUUGUGAUAAGUAUAGUUUUAUACACACGACAUCCGUGGAAAAGCUCAAUUUUUUAUCAUCAACAAAGUGGAAACAAGGCCGACUCAAGGAACUUGCAAAACUUACCGCAGGCUAGAUGAUUUCGUGUGGGAGAAGGCCUCUUUCUUAUAUAUCAAUGCGCGAGAAUGCAUUUAAAAAGGCGGUAGCUAAAAAAAACAGAGUGUAUGUGGGUAAUUACCUUCCGCAGCAUCCCUCUCAAAUUAGUUAUCAUGAUGGAUCGCGGCUAUGCGGGGCCAAUCUCAAACCCUAGUCCCAAACUAUCUUGGUCCUACUCCAUCCGCAUUCGGGUACAGCCCAGGCAAGAGCCAUUUUCCUUUCUGGUCCCCAGUCUCCAUCUUAUCUUUUCCUCUCGUACAAUGCAUCUUGGGUUAUCUGUUGCUUUGACAGGCGCCAUCUUGGAAUAG
Pocillopora meandrina is the source of this 15382-nucleotide messenger RNA. The record is from the annotation of a GenBank genome assembly. Lineage: Eukaryota; Metazoa; Cnidaria; Anthozoa; Scleractinia; Pocilloporidae.